CAGGUUGGGUGUCUAAGAAGAGCAGAGAAGAGAGAAUUUUGUGACAUUUUGGUCACUCAAAGACUUUUGGUGGAAGAACACGAAGCACAUCAUGGACUCGUGGCUACGAAUUCUGCUCUGUCUCGUGGCAGUGUCCUACUGCUGGGCAGGGUGCGUGGAGGUGGAUUCAGAGACGGAAGCUGUGCUGGGGAACUCCUUUAAGAUCCGCUGCAUCUCGUGUAAGAAACGAGGAGAAACCACAGCAACGACGUUCGUGGAAUGGUUCUUCAAACAGCUUGAAAAAGAGGAAUUCGACCGGAUCUACAUAUACCGGUAUCCAGAGUUUGAGACUGUGGAUGAACGUUUUACAGGUCGGCUGAAGUGGAGUGGGAGCAAUAACACAGACGACAUUCAGGAUAUGUCUAUCACGAUCACAAACGUCACCUACGAUCAUCACGGAGAAUAUAUGUGCCGGGUCAACCGUACCCUCCUCUUCGAGACCCAUGAUUACAACACUAACGUUACUAAAUUUAUCCACGUAACUGUAGUGGACAAAGAAAACAGAGAUGUCGCCUCUAUUGUGUCGGAGAUCAUGAUGUAUGUCCUCAUCGUCGUCCUGACAAUAUGGCUGGUGGUAGAAAUGAUUUAUUGUUACCGGAAGAUCGCCGCGGCUGGCGAAGAAGUGGUGCCCGAAAAUGCCUCAGACUACUUAGCAAUAACAUCAGAAACUAAAGACAAUUGCCUGGGAGUACAACCGCAAGAAUAGUAUUGGGGGACCGAGUGACUCAGGGCAACUGGGUGGACGAGCGAGUUAGUAGAGAACCUCGCCAUGUCGGCCCUGCUGGGUAGACCGAAAACUGUAUCGGGGCAAAAACUACACAGACGAGCUGAUUUCAAACCCUUUUACCUCCCAGGAGUGCCGCAGACCCGACUUUUGUGUUGCCUGUCGACCUCGUAGUACGACGAAGGGACUUUCUUCGCAGUAGUAAUCAUUUAGUCUUCCUUAACCCCUUUAUUACCUUCAUCCGGCCAUGGAGGGGGCUUAGGGAUACUGCAAUCUCCAAUGGCUUCCAUGAAGAACUUGAAUGCUAUCCUCACAAUUACUUUUUAUUUUUUUUUAAUGUGUCUUUUUUUUUUCUACAUUUCUCACACUGGAAAAGGAGACGGACUUGAGAUUCAAACUCCAAAAAAAAAACUCCAAAAAAAACAACAAAAAUCUUAAUCCUAAAAGUUUUUUGCUUUUUUUUUUAAUACCAACAUGGUGUAGAGAUAGGAGUUCGGGGAGCGGAUCUGACUUCUAAAAUCGUAAAUUAAUAUACCAUAGUAAGCUGCUCCAGUAUUGGGUUAACAUUAAAAAAAAUCCCAAAAAUUCUCUAUUUUUUUAAUAAUAAUUUUAAAAAAAAAAUCCAUACCUUUUUUUUUUUCUAUAAAAUUUAUAACAGAUAUCUUAUUAACCUCCAUCAGUUACUGGCUUUGGCUUUUGUUAUGCGAAAUUUAAAAAAAAAAUGACUUCCACAACUAAUCAGGAGACAGAGGCCUAGUGCAUGUUGGGAAAUAUUAAAUAAUAAGGGCCUAAACUCCAAAAUGACAAUGUAUUUUUUUUUUAAUAUUAACAGGUCCGCUCUAAAAUAUGAUGCAUUUGUUUAAUGAGCUUGAAUCGUGGCAGGGAGAGGCUCGUAGGACUUCAUCGGAGACCCAACUCCUGCAUUGCAUUUAGUCUGCGAAACUUGUGGGGGGGCAAGGGGGUUUAAGGACUUUUUAACAAAGCAUGUUAUUUAUUUUGUAAUACAGAAUAAAACAGAGAUAAAUCAGA
Messenger RNA from Spea bombifrons (plains spadefoot toad), 1792 nucleotides. It is a transcript of the gene SCN1B, whose product is annotated as sodium voltage-gated channel beta subunit 1. NCBI's taxonomy places the organism in Eukaryota, Metazoa, Chordata, Amphibia, Anura, Pelobatidae. Gene Ontology annotation, cellular component: voltage-gated sodium channel complex. The transcript is spliced from 6 exons. Gene Ontology annotation, molecular function: sodium channel regulator activity. Bases 92 to 745 code for a protein of 217 amino acids. The record is from RefSeq and is a predicted model, not a curated record. Gene Ontology annotation, biological process: cardiac muscle cell action potential involved in contraction; sodium ion transport; regulation of heart rate by cardiac conduction.